Molecule: messenger RNA, 822 nt
Organism: Cucurbita maxima (winter squash)
Lineage: Eukaryota; Viridiplantae; Streptophyta; Magnoliopsida; Cucurbitales; Cucurbitaceae
Exons: 2
Coding region: 1-822 (273 amino acids)
Source: RefSeq, a predicted model, not a curated record
AUGGAGAUUGAAAGGUUAGAGAAGGAAGUGACUGAGCUAAGUGAGAGUUCUUUCUCUAUCAAACAGAAGAAGGAAGAGAAUGGGAAGGUAAUUUCUGAGCUUGUGAAGAAAAUUAAAGAAGGUGUGGAGAAACAGAAUGACUUAUUAAUGGAGGUUGAUGGUUUAGUGGAAGAGUUAGUGAGGGAGGAGAAAGAUGUAGAAAUGUUAACUCAACAGAGAGAUUCACUUGAUGUGAAUCUGAAUCGAGUCCAACAAGAGGUAGUGAGUUUACGACGCACAAUUGAGAUAAUCACUCAUGAUAAAGCUGAAAUGGAGGAGGCGAAAGUGGAAGUGGAAAAUGUCAUUGUGGACUUACGAAGGGAAUUGAGUAAACUAAAAGAAGCUAUAACGUCUUUGACUGAGUCGAGCGAGGUUGAGAAGGGGAGAAAUGAGGAGUUACUGUCUCAAAUGGGCUAUCUUCGAGAAGCUCUAAAUGGAGUUUCCUUAGAGAAGGAUAAGCUUAGUUUGUUGCUCGAGGACAAGGAGAGGAAAUUGAAGAAGUCAUGGCUGAGCUCUAGAAAACAGAAACGGCGCAGAUAUAUGACUCCACAAGAAGCAUGGAGCGGAAGGAAGACUGUGGUAGACCACUUUAGAAUCUUUGGGUGCAUAGAAUAUGCACACAUUCCUGAUGAGAAAAGGAAGAAACUUGAGGACAAGAGUUUGAAAUGUGUGUUUCUUGGAGUAAGCGAGAUUUCUAAGCCGUACAAGCUCUAUGAUUCUUUAACAAAGAAGGUGGUGGUAAGCUGCGAUGUAAUCUUUGACGAAAAGAAGACUUGGACAUGA